Ilex paraguariensis (yerba mate) is the source of this 165-nucleotide messenger RNA. Lineage: Eukaryota; Viridiplantae; Streptophyta; Magnoliopsida; Aquifoliales; Aquifoliaceae. The record is from the annotation of a GenBank genome assembly.
GCUGGCACCCAUAGCUCAAGAGGCCUCCAUGGAGGCGCCAGGGGUUUGCGCAGUGAAGUAAAGGAGCAAGGAGGAGACCCAAGGGGACUGGGCAGUGCCUGCCAUGCACUGGGAAGCACUAGCAGCGCACUAGGUAGCAUCAGUGGUGUGCCAGGCGGAGGCUAG